UCGCCCCCCAUGCCCUCCCCGUCUCACUGACGGUGGCCCCCCACCCGCCCGGCCCCGCUCGUCGGCGAGCCCCUUCCCUUCCUUCCCCCUCGCUCCAUCGGACCACCGCUGUCCCGGGCAAGAGAUCCGGCCAACUCAGGUUGCUCGGAAGGCCGGCGAGCCGCGCGUGCUGGGCGCCGGGAUGCAGGCGGCCGGCGCCAGCCGGUGGCCCGGAUCUCGCCGGCGGCGCGUCUCGGCGAGUGUGGGCCUCUGAACUUUCUGACCUUGAGUCCUCGAUUUUGUCAUAGAUCAGACAAAUAAUGGAAGAGUUACAAGAUUGCAACUCGAAAUGCCUGGUUGCCCUCCCGGGCUCUUUGGUUCUGCAUCUCUUUAGGCUGUUUGGCCAGCAGGAUCAGAGUUCAUGGCAGAAGUACAUACUAGCUUACUUUCUGUUGGUCAGGAAUGACUACUUCUCUGGGGAGUCGAAGAAACACUCAGAUGUGUUCUGUGAUAUUUCAGAAUUAGAUUUCUUUCCAUAUGCUACAGAUUUGGAUAGUGAAGAACUUGAACUGAAGGAGCAGAAACCUAUUUCGAAGGCUCAAUCAGGAGGUGAUUCAAGUAGCAACAGAUCAAAUGAUUGCUACUUCCCAGGCCUUCAUGAUGACCUGUCUCAAGACUGCCUUGCUUGGGCAAGCAGAUCAGACUACCCUUCCCUUUCUUGUCUGAACAAAAGAUUCAAUUUGUUAAUUAACAGUGGAUAUCUGUACAAACUGAGAAGGAAAUAUGGCAUCGUUGAGCACUGGGUGUAUCUCGCUUGUAGCUUGAUGCCCUGGGAAGCAUUUGAUCCUUUGCGGAAGCGGUGGAUGAGGCUCCCAAGAAUGCCAUGCGACGAGUGCUUCUCCUGUGCAGAUAAGGAAUCACUUGCCGUCGGAACACAGCUGCUUGUCUUUGGCCGUGAAUAUACUGGCCUUGCUAUUUGGAUGUACAACUUACUGACUCGCAGUUGGUCCCCAUGCACUCCAAUGAAUCUGCCCCGCUGCCUUUUUGCCUCGGGAAGCUCAGGUGAGAUUGCUAUUGUUGCUGGUGGGUGUGAUAAGGAUGGACAGGUGCUGAGAUCUGUUGAGUUGUACAACUCAGAGAUUGGCCACUGGGAGACUAUCCCAGACAUGAACCUGCCCAGGCGGCUCUCUUCAGGUUUCUUCAUGGAUGGCAAGUUUUACGUUAUUGGGGGUGUAUCGAGUCAGAGGGAUUCAUUGACUUGUGGAGAGGAAUAUAACCUUGAAACAAGGACCUGGAGAAGAAUACUUGAUAUGUACCCUGGUGGAACCAGUGCAUCUCAAUCGCCUCCCCUUGUUGCUGUUGUGAAUAACCAGCUCUAUGCUGCUGAUCAGUCAACAAAUGUGGUCAAGAAGUAUGACAAGGUAAAUAACGCCUGGAACAUAGUGAAGCCAUUGCCUGUUAGAGCUGACUCAUCCAAUGGUUGGGGUCUAGCUUUCAAGGCUUGUGGCGAUAGAUUGCUAGUAAUUGGAGGGCAUAGAGGACCUCGUGGCGAGGUAAUACUGCUGCAUUCCUGGUGCCCCGAAGGUGGGGAAGAUGGUGCUGACUGGGAGGUUCUAUCGGUGAAGGAACGUGCAGGCGUCUUCGUUUACAACUGUGCAAUAAUGGGGUGCUGAGUUACCUUUGCUUCAGUACAUGCCGCUGGUUUAGAAAGCCAACCAUUUCUUGCUGCCAUUUAGCUACCCUUUAUAAUGACUUGUAAUUCAGAAAUGACACACCCCCCAUUUCGCCGAGCUCUCAGUUGAUGAAUGUUUUGUAGAGAGCAUAGAGCAUUGAGUUCAGUUUACCUGGAACUACUCUUUUUCUGUUAAACUCGUUCAGAAUUCUUUGUUCUUGUCCAGUAUGAAUUUUAUGCAGUAUUCUUUAUUCACCA
Sorghum bicolor (sorghum) is the source of this 1909-nucleotide messenger RNA. Its product is annotated as F-box/kelch-repeat protein At5g60570. The transcript is spliced from 3 exons. Gene Ontology annotation, cellular component: nucleus. Lineage: Eukaryota; Viridiplantae; Streptophyta; Magnoliopsida; Poales; Poaceae. The coding region runs from base 300 to 1652 and encodes 450 amino acids. The record is from RefSeq and is a predicted model, not a curated record. Gene Ontology annotation, molecular function: protein binding.